UUUAGAUUAGUCACAAAGAAGUUCCCCCGCCUGCCUGCAAAAGCUGAAGCGUUAAAACUGAGAGAGUUGUCUCUGUUCUUUCAAUCGCCUUUUAUCUCUGGUCCUGGGACCUGUGUGUAUUUUCUGAUUGAUACUCUUUGUUUUGCCUUCCUCUCCUCUUUUGUGGGGAAGAGGUUAGCCCUCCCCCAGGUUCCCCUUGCUGCAGCUUUUAUCUUCCCUGCAUCCAGAUUGUGAAGAUGGAAGGGGUCCCACCUCUGGACGAGAAUGUGGGAAAUGUGCCAAGGCUGAGAUUCGGGAAGAACAAGCUCUUGCUGGUGGCCUCUGUGAUUCAGUGGCUCGGGCUGCUGCUGUGCCUCACCUACGUCUGCCUGCACUUUUAUACUUCUCAGGUGCCACCAGCUCAGUAUCCUCCAAUUCAAAGUAUCAGAGUACAGUUUACCAGGUGUGAUAACGAGAAAGGUUUCAUCCUCACAUCCCCAAACAACCAGGAAACCAUGAAGGUGCAAGACAACUCCAUCAUCAUCAGCUGUGAUGGGUUUUAUCUCAUCUCCCUGAAGGGCUACUUCUCCCAGGAGGUCAGCCUCAGCCUUUUAUACCGGAAGGGUCGGGAGCCCCUCCUCCCUCUGACCAAAGUCAAGUUUAUCGACACUGUCACGGUGGCCUAUCUGGCUUUCAAGGACAAAGUCUACUUGAAUCUGACCAGUCAUAAUACCUCCUGUGAAGAUAUCCAGGUGAAUGGUGGGGAACUGAUUCUCAUCCAUCAAAAUCCUGGUGAAUUCUGUGUCCAGUGAGGAUCUGAUGGCAGCACCUAAGCCAAACACCAGCAUGAAGCCAAGCUGGGGGUGGACAGGAGACUGAUCUUCCUUGUGAGUGGAGGAGAUGCCCCAGCCUAGCACCCCCAUGGCCACAGGGGAUAUGACCAGAAGCAGAUGACCCCCGCUUCUCAGGGAUAUUUAAAACUUCUUUGCAUACCGGUUAACCUUAUUUAUCCUAAUAUCUUCUAAAUCACCUAGCCCUUCUCCCCAUGAAUGCCUGGACCCCAUUGAGCACCUUCGUGGCAAUGAGAAAAUAAGCACCUCUUCCUCAAAGCACAUUGUUGUCAUUGGUCAGGAAAUCAUCAUAAUAAACUCACUUCAUUAGAAAAGACACUCAAUGGCCAUUUGCUGGAAAUUCACCAUCUGACCUUGUCAAAAUGAAGCGGAGCAAGAAGGGUGUUUAUGAAUCUGCCAAAGGUGAUGUGGACCAGCCCCUGGGAGCCAAAGCUACCUGUCAAGGUUAAUUGGUCUCAGUUUGCAUUUUGUCUAAAUACCUCUCCAUUUGGCAGAGUUCAAAAGGAAAAUCAACUUGCGAACAGCUCUCAGGACUUGAUAAAGAUAUCUGUUUAAGGAAUACUCCGUGCUCUUUUUUUUUUUCCCUUUACUACUUUGCUGUCCCUGCCUCCAAACCUUCUUAAUAGAAACUUCCCCUCCAAGAACCAUCAGGGGACGUGAUGCUGUGUAAAGCCCAACUACUGACUUAGAGCAAAUCAAGAGGGAAUUUUCUAAACAGGGAGCGAGAUAAUUUAUUGCAAGGUUAUCUUUAUCACACAGGAUAGCCGUGAUACUGGACCUCUCAUGGUGAAAGGCAAUAGGAAUUUAAGCAUGUAGUCUGGGGAGGAAAUGCAUUCCUUACUAGAGAUAGGCAAAAGCACACAUACUCGUCGUCCUGUUUAUGCUGAGAUAACACUCUCAGCAUCAUGCCUUGUACACAUAUACCACAUUGCUAUUGUUGUUAGUUGCCGUCUAGUCAUUCUGACUCAUUGUAACCCCACAAAUGUAGAACAGAGCUGCUUCGUAAGGUUUUCAAGGCUAUUUUCAAAAAAUGAUGCGAUUUCUAUUAACAAAUGCAACUUUGUGUCAAAAAGCCCUAAGGAGCUACUGUACCUUAGGAAAGAUAAUUCUGUCUAGAGAUAGUAGAAUUCCAUAUCUGAUCUCACAUUGAUAACUAAAAAUAGAGAACCUGUAAUUAGCCAAUAGGAAUACCUGGGUGGUGCAAAUAGUUAACAUGCUUGGCUGCUAACCAAAAGGUUGGAGGUUCAAGUCUGCCCAGAGGUGCCUUGGAAGAAAGGUCUGGCGAUCUACCUCCAAAAAAAAUCAGCCAUCGAAAAUCCUAUGGCUCACAAUCCUACUCUGACACACACGGGGUUGCCACGAAUGGGAAUCAGCUAGUUGGCGACUAGUGGUAAUCAGCCAAUACUAAGGCCUCACGGAACAGGAUCCCCUUACACUUAGCUUAAAUGUUCCCUUUAAUUUGAAACAGUUUAUCCUAUUUAUGCAGUCCCUGGGUGGUGCAAACAGUUAAGUGCUCUACUACUCGCUGAAAGGUUGGUGGUUCAAACCCACCCAGAGGUGCCUUGGAAGACAGGCCUGGUGAUCUUCUCACAGCCUUGAGAACCCUAUGGAGCAGUUCUACUCUGCACACAUGGGAUUGUCAUGAGUCAGAAUUGACUUGACAGCAACCAGCUAACAACAACAAAUCAUAUUUAUGGUGUUAUGGAUGAACGUGAUUUUUUUCAUAACUCAAAUUUAUGGAUGAUUUAUAAGUUCUGUAAGUGCCAAAACUUUUAUAAAUUUAAAUUUAUUGAUUAAAAAGAACUUUUAAUUAUAGCAAAUGCUUCCCUACCGUUUGAAAUAGAGUGCAUGACACAUAGUUGAGUCUUUCUGGAUGAUUCUCUGCCAUCAUAGUUAUUGUGCUAUGCUGCAAUGUUGUGAUGUCUCCAGGAUCUACAGAAAGGUGGGGGCUGUUUGCCUCUACACUAAAUGGCCCCAGUUACAUUUGGGUGUUUUGUCAGCUUGAGACAGUUUCUUUUAUCUCCUCUUAAGUGUCCACCCCCAACGAUAUCAUUCUUCUAUUUUAUCCAUUAUGGAGAGAAGCUAAAUAAAAAUGCUAAAUCAAAAGAACCUGAAUAAAAAAUAUAGUGUGUAAUCUACACAUAGCCAAGCUCUGGGUGGCUAUCAAGACACUCAAAUAUUCAUAAUAAUAGCUAAACAUUUCUGGAGGGCCUACGCCUUGGCACUGAGCUGGAUGCUUUACGUUGAUUAUUCUGAGCAAGAACUUUGUAAUGUCUGUCUUGGCUACUCAGAGAAUUUAUAUGCACGUGUGUGUGUCUGUGUGAGAGAGAGAGAGUGUGUUUGUAGUUAUUUACUUCUUUGUUAUUGAGUAUUGACUGUAUUCUACAGAAUUGAAGUUACUCAGUGAGUGAUAUCUGAAUAAGUUAAGGUUUGUGACUAUAGGUAAUAUUUAAGAAAAUGUAUGUUUACUUUUUUAAGUUUGGAAUUUCUGUCUUUCUCAUGCAUGUGCCCGUGCCGGGUCUAAGCAUAACUAUUCUGUGGGUUAAGUUUGUCUUUGGCACCAUGGCCCCACCUCACAGGCACCCAGACCUUUUAGGCGUGCCUGGCCUCUUUUUGCAUGCUGACCUCCUUCAGCCACUCAGGGAUGUUUCUGCCAUGCGCCAGCCCUACUCCCCCACCUUCCAGCCCAUCAAAGCAUGCAUAUUCUGUGUCAGAUUUCCUUUAAGUUGUGUCCUCCAAAGGGGUAAUUAACUCUUCUUUGGAUAUGGCAUAGUCGUGUACAAGGAGAACUGAGUAAGAAGGCAGGAGAUUUGAGUUCUAAUUUUGACUCAAUCACAAACUAGCCAGGUGACCUAGGGCACAUAAUUUCCAUUUCCUGGAUCCCAGUUUCCUCUUGUUAAAUGAGAGCUGGACCAGGGGACCUUUAAGCCUCUGACAUUUUGGAAUCUUGUGCUCAAAGGGCUGGCUGUGAAUGCACGUAUUAAAUUUCUAUAUACUGGUUGCCAUGAUUCAAGAGGUAUAAGCUUCUCUUUUUACUACAUGGGAUUUUUUUUCCCCCCUCUAACAAGCUAACACCUUCCCUUCGUCUUCUUGGUGAUUCCUUCGAGAGCAGUUGCCAGUUACUACUUAGUGACUUUUUAUUUAGAGAACAGCUGAUUGGAAUCCAGCCUUGGUCCAAAUCCUAAUUUGUUUUUAAGCGUAUUGGGCAGGUCCCCUAAUUCUAAGCCAUAAUUUUGUACUUAGUGCUUUCCUGGUUCUCAGAGAGUAUUAAUAUUGAUAUUAAUAAUAUAGCUAAUAAUAAUAUUGAUAUUUACAUGGAAAUAAAUAAAAGAUCUUGGAAUUCACUGCUGAUUAGUGUUGGAGUUUUUAUUUAUCCUUCUCCACCUUCUGAUUAGCAUGAGUAAUGGGGGAAGAAUGAGACAGGCUUUCUGAUUUACCUCCUGCCUUCAAUUUUCGACAUCAGAGCUAUGUCCAGGUGAAGGACGGCAAAGUCCAUCUCUGCUUUUGAUGGAACAUUCACUGGAAGUCUCCAGGGCCAUGGCUCAAAUAAAAUUCUACCAUGC
This is a messenger RNA of Loxodonta africana (African savanna elephant), 4393 nucleotides long. It is a transcript of the gene TNFSF4, whose product is annotated as TNF superfamily member 4. Gene Ontology annotation, biological process: immune response; inflammatory response; positive regulation of cytokine production. Gene Ontology annotation, cellular component: membrane. Gene Ontology annotation, molecular function: tumor necrosis factor receptor binding; cytokine activity. Lineage: Eukaryota; Metazoa; Chordata; Mammalia; Proboscidea; Elephantidae. The record is from RefSeq and is a predicted model, not a curated record. The coding region runs from base 237 to 791 and encodes 184 amino acids. The transcript has 3 exons.